This is a messenger RNA of Bombyx mandarina (wild silkworm), 2654 nucleotides long. RefSeq lists its product as uncharacterized. Lineage: Eukaryota; Metazoa; Arthropoda; Insecta; Lepidoptera; Bombycidae. The record is from RefSeq and is a predicted model, not a curated record.
AUGCCUAAAAGAACCGAUAGUGGAUCAGGAGAAUCCAAAGUUCAGUUUGAUAUGUCUGAAAUUAUUCUAUUUUUACUGUUAAAUAGUGUGGAGAAUUUUUACGUUAAUUGCAAGGACGAAUGCACUAAUGCAGACGUGGAAAUAAAGGCUGUAUUAAUAAACUGUAAGCCAAAUAUAGAAAAUGUACAUUCAGAAAGAACAAAAUUUCAAUAUGAUGAACUUUUUAAAUACAAUGUAUUACAAGAAUGCGAAAAGAAAAUAGGAGUCUCUGUUAAAUUACAUGAUUGCGAACCUAAUUAUUCUGUCGAUGAAUAUGUUCCGGUAGUACAAAUUUCGGAUUCUUCAAGCGGAACUUAUCUACGAUUACUCAACCCGUACGUUUUACGUGUUCAACGUGAAGUUCCAUUACAAGCUUACAAGUUACGAAAAUUGGAGAAUGUAACAGUAGUGAUGUCACAAAAUGUCAACAUUAGAGAAGUACAUCGUUUGCGAAGAUACUCUGAGGUUUUUUCUCCAGUGAUAGCGGAAGAUUUAAAUAUCUUGGAAUACUUAAAGAGAAAAAUCGAUAACAACAUACGCAAUAACGCUAUAAAUGAUAAUAAUAUAAAAACAGUACACAAGCGAAGUGGUGAGAGUAACAUAGUUGUUGAAUUCGAAACUUACGAUAAUCAAACUAAAUAUGUACCUUCAGCUAAACUUCAAGAACAAAUAAUUAGAAAGGACGAUGCUUUUGAUAAAACAUCACCACGGAAUAAAUAUAGUAGCAAUGAAGCAACAAAGAAAAUUCGGGAAAAAACAAGUUCUUACAAUAUACCUUUUAAUCUAGGACAAAGUAAAAUAAAUAAAUCAUCCGGUGAAAGAUUUUUUAAUUACGAAUACUUAUUGGAUGACGAUCAUGUUCAUCUUAAGGAUUAUCUAAAUAAUAUUAAUGUUCAUGAUUUUACACUAUACGCAAUCGGAAAUCCUGAAAUAUGGAAAAAAGUUAAUAUGCAGCUAUUCGAGAAAAGGAAUACGCCCGAAGGAAAACCUGUAUGGAAUGACAUUACCAAAGGCCAUCAUGUCAGUCUUAGCUCUGUGACUUCAGAAUGGAUUGGACAAGAUGCCGCGGCUAAAUUUAAAUCAAUAGACUUCAUAAACCGAACUGAGUUUACAUUUUCAAUGGAGAAUUUAUGUAUAUUGAUUCCCAUGCGUAUGGAAAUUAUGAAAGGUACUCAUAGAACUUAUAUAAUAGUAUCGAUGGAUGACAUAUUUUAUUGGGAAAACAGUGCUCGAUUUAUGAAACGUGAUAAUAAUUCGUUUCCCUUUCGAAAUGCUUCUACUUUAUCUUCCACAAAACUGCAGGUACAACCCAUGAAGCCAAUUCGUAAAGUUUUAAUUCGACCUAAAAAAGCUUUAAUCGCUAUUGAUAAAAAUCAACUUAACAUUGUUACGCAAGGACCUAAUGAGUACCUGACUUUGCCGUUUCGAAAGUCAUAUGAAACUGAAAUUGACAUUGAGGCAAAAGCAGAUGAAAACCAAGUCGUACUUGUUGGGCAAUUUGGACGAAUCACUGCAGCAAUCUCGGACGCUUCCGGAAUCGUUCGACCGACAUUAUUUUUUCAGAUUACGAACACAGGUCUUACUUCAUCGAAAUUUAGAGUGUUACUUCGCGAGUGCGACACACAACUGUUUGAUAUAAAAAACCUGACACAACCCGAUUCAAUUUUAAUACCACCCAGAUUAACAAGGCUUAUGAAACUAGAACUUCCUGAUUUGCAAGACGUCGAUCGGUCCACUUGUUCAGUGGAGUUGGUUAAUCAUGAAGAUAUCCCAAUCGCUGCUAGACGUGUCGUAAUCAAGAGAGGGGAUCGUUGCUUCUGCAUUUGGUUUUGUGAGUGUGUUUGCUUGGCUGAUGAUGCAAAAUUAAACUGUAAAAAGAUGCGAGAACCACGACAAGCGGCUGCAGGCUUGUCAAGAAAAGAUAUAGCGUUAUCUCGAAGACCUCGUUCUUUCUGUUAUAACGACAAUGAAGCUGUUAAUUUCGUAGUUACAUUUCUUGGUGUUUUAAUAACACUUCUCUUGCUGGGACUGGCCAAAGGUUUUCUGGGUUUAUUUUUUCCCUGUAUUAGAAGUUGGGGCUUAGACAGAAUUUUAAAAAGUCCACGCCGCUUAAAACAUUACUAUGAGACUUCUCUUCGUUCUCGUUACGUCCAGUAUGACGCUGACGGCUGGCCAAUUCAUCCAGACACAAAAAAGAGAACAGUAUAUGCUGAAAGUCGAUCUAUGGAGUUUACAUUGAAUCUGAUAUUUUUCAUAACAAUUCCUUGCAUCGUGGUGUGUGACAUUUUAAGACAGAUCAUACAAAAGUGUAUCCCACAGACAGAGGACGAUGCCGAACACACUAACCAGAAUGACAAUAAUAAUAAUAAAAAUAUAAAUCAUUACACGCAGGCAAGAAAUUUUCUUGACGAAUGUAAAAACUGUUACGAAUGUACCCUAAACGACAUGCAUCCAGAAGAGUCUGGAGAUUCUGAACAAGACGACACUGUUUUUAUACUCAUGCAAUUGCAAAAGAGUAAAUCGUCAUUACAUAAAUAUCAAGCGACAUCCAAAACCAUUGGUUUCAAUCACAGUGUCAAUGAAGGAAUUUAAUUGCAUUACACACUACAAACUAC